UUAGAGAGAGUCUGUUGUUCCUCCACCCCAAGUCCAACACCAGAUAUAAAAGGAAGGAAAGGUACCCACCCACUACCCAGCACCCACACUUCUUGUUCCGGUCUAUUUCGGAUCAGAGGAUGCGAACCAGAGGUUCACGCUGUCUCUCUCACUCUUUCUCGUCUUUCUUCCUUGUUCCUUCCUUCCUUCCUCAGCAUCCAUGAUUCCUACUAGCUGCUUCUGAAUCAAAUGGACACUCUCCAACUCCAUCUCCAUAUCCAACUCGGUAUCACCGGUUUCCGAUCACUGAAUCGCAGAUGUAGAAGGAGCAAAAGAGCCGAUUCACUCCAACUCAACGCCUUCCCCAACCAAACCCUAUUCCCUCCGCUUCUCCGCAAUUCCUUCUCCCCUCCUCUCUCUCACUUCCGCUGCGUCGCCAAGGCCUCCGAAUCGCCUCACCAUCACGAUCACCACCAUCACCACCAUGAAGGUCAUAGCCACCACCACCACCACCACCACCAUCAUCAGGCCGGUGAGGUGAAGCUGGUUAAGUCUCAGGAAGCGUUUCUUCGAUUUGCCGAGGCGAUCAGGUGGACCCAUUUGGCGAACUUCUUGCGGGAACACUUGGAGCUCUGCUGCUGUUCCGCGGCUUUGUUUCUCGCUGCUGGCGCUUGUCCGUACUUGCUUCCCCAGACGGCUGCGAAGCCUCUGCAGCAUGCUUUCUAUCUAAUUGCUUUCCCUCUCGUCGGGGUAUCUGCAUCACUUGAUGCUCUAAUUGAUAUUACUGGUGGAAAAAUCAACAUUCAUGUUCUAAUGGCUCUUGCAGCAUUUGCAUCUUUAUUUAUGGGAAACCCAUUGGAAGGUGGAUUGCUUCUUGCAAUGUUUAAUCUGGCUCAUAUAGCCGAAGAGUAUUUCACCAGCCGCUCAAAGAUUGAUGUUAAGGAGUUGAAAGAAAAUUAUCCAGAUUUUGCUCUUGUGCUGGAAGUAAACAAUGAUAAAUCACCUAAUUUCUCUGAUUUGUCAUACAAAGAAGUCCCUGUAAAUAACUUAGAAGUGGGCUCAUAUAUAUUGGUCAAAGCUGGUGAGUCGGUACCCGUGGAUUGUGAAGUUUUCCAAGGUAGAUCAACAAUUACAAUUGAGCACUUGACUGGAGAAGUCAGACCACUUGAGAGAAAAGCUGGGGAUUGUAUUCCUGGUGGUGCCAGGAACCUUGAUGGCAUGAUGAUUGUGAAGGCAAAAAAGACCUGGAAAGAAUCAAUGCUGAGCAGGAUUGUGCAAUUGACUGAAGAAGCACAACUAAGUAAACCAAAGCUUCAAAGGUGGCUGGAUAAGUUUGGUGAACACUACAGCAAAGUUGUUGUAUUUCUAUCUGCUGCGGUUGCCUUGCUUGGGCCCUUGCUUUUCAAGUGGCCGUUUAUUAGCACAUCAGUUUGCAGAGGUUCAGUUUAUAGAGCACUGGGACUCAUGGUGGCAGCAUCACCAUGUGCAUUGGCUGUAGCUCCUCUGGCAUAUGCUACUGCAAUUAGUGCCUGUGCUAGACAGGGGAUAUUGGUGAAAGGUGGACAAGUACUAGAUGCUUUAGCUUCUUGUCAGACUAUUGCAUUUGAUAAAACUGGCACAUUGACAACAGGAAACUUUAUGUGCAAAGCAAUUGAACCAAUCCAUGGACAUAUGAUGAGUAGUGGAGAAACUUUUGCUUCUUGUUGUGUUCCAAGUUGUGAAAAAGAAGCCCUUGCUGUGGCAGCUGCCAUGGAGAAGGGUACCACUCACCCCAUUGGAAGAGCUGUUGUGGACCAUAGCAUUGGGAAAGACCUGCCUUCUGUUUCUGUUGAAAGUUUCGAGAACUUGCCUGGUAGAGGUCUUUUUGCCACAUUAUCUAGCGUUGAGCCAGGAUUUGGAGGAGGGGAACUGCUGAAAGCUUCACUUGGUUCUGUAGAGUUUAUAACUUCACUUUUUAGGUCUGAAGAUGAAUCAAAAAAGAUUAUGCAAGCAGUGAGCACCUCUUCUUAUGGAAGGGAUUUUGUCCGUGCUGCUCUCUCUGUUAACAACAAAAAGGUAACGCUGUUUCACUUUGAGGAUAGACCUCGACCUGGAGCUUUGGAUGUCAUACAGACAUUGCAAGAUCAAGCAAACCUCCAUGUCAUCAUGUUAACUGGUGACCAUGAGUCAAGCGCACAGAGAGUUGCAAAUGCAGUUGGUAUCAAUGAGGUGCAUUGCAACUUGAAGCCUGAGGAUAAGCUCAGUCAUGUGACUAGUAUCUCAAGGGAUACAGGUGAAUUUCCACUAUCCUACUCAACUAAGCAGCACUCUCUCUCUCUCUCUGGAGGAUUUUUCUUCUGUGUUAUCAGCUUCUUCCUAAUAACUGCAGAGGCAUCUAUGACAUUGGGAGAAAAAAAAUUGUAUAUAGGCGGAGGUCUUAUAAUGGUGGGUGAUGGUAUUAAUGAUGCCCCAGCACUUGCUGCUGCAACUGUAGGUGUUGUGCUGGCUGAACGCGCCAGCGCAGCUGCUAUAGCUGUGGCAGAUGUGCUGUUGCUGCAGGACAAUAUUUCUGGUGUUCCAUUUUGUAUUGAUAAAUCCCGUCAAACAACUUCUCUGGUCAAACAAAAUGUCGCACUUGCCUUAUCAAGCAUCAUUUUGGCAUCUCUUACAUCAGUCUUGGGGUUUCUCCCAUUAUGGUUAACGGUUCUUUUACACGAAGGUGGCACUCUUCUUGUUUGUCUCAAUUCUGUUCGCGCUCUAAAUAACCCUACGCUGUCGUGGACCAAGAAUCUUCUGGACAUGAUUGAUAAAUUUAGAGCUGUAAUUACAUCAGGAAGGUGGGACACCCACCCUAGCACCAUUCAGGCUGCACCCCUGUAACUUAGCUGUGUCUUUUUGCCUACUUCUUUAAGGUGAUGGUGUCUUUGUACUCGAACACUGCUAAGUCUUUUAAAGACUGUAAAUAGAAUGGAAAAGGGCAGUUAUAUCAUGUAGAGUUCAAGUGUAUCCUGUGAAUGUAUCAUUUUCUUUUGACUCGUAGAAAGAUUUGAUUGAAAAAUGGUGCGUUAUUGUAAUGCAUACAAUUUUGAUGAUGCUGUUUUUUUUUUCCUAA
This is a messenger RNA of Diospyros lotus (date-plum), 3070 nucleotides long. Its product is annotated as probable cadmium/zinc-transporting ATPase HMA1, chloroplastic. Gene Ontology annotation, molecular function: ATP binding; ATP hydrolysis activity; ATPase-coupled monoatomic cation transmembrane transporter activity. The coding region runs from base 229 to 2838 and encodes 869 amino acids. Gene Ontology annotation, cellular component: membrane. The transcript is spliced from 13 exons. Gene Ontology annotation, biological process: monoatomic cation transport. NCBI's taxonomy places the organism in Eukaryota, Viridiplantae, Streptophyta, Magnoliopsida, Ericales, Ebenaceae. The record is from RefSeq and is a predicted model, not a curated record.